AUGCCAUUGGAGCAAUACAGAAUGAGUAAAUCUGACGGGGUUGGCAGCGAUGGUGUGUCCGAGAUGGCAGUAUUACAGCAGCCCCUUUAUUUUCACUCGAACCUUGAAGAGACAAGGAAGCAGAUUCUGAUGUCUGUGUGGUCAACGUCUGUCAUCGAGGUUUCUCGUGAACCUCUAGACCAAGUCUUCUCAGAAGCAGCUCUCCUCGGCCGAUCCAUCCCAUCCCAUCACCUUCAUAGCUUUUCACCCCGGGGUCGACAGUCCCUGGGGCCCCUGUGGGGCCAGCAAUUGCUGGACCCCUCUGAAGGUGCAUUCACGUCGGUAUAA
Molecule: messenger RNA, 327 nt
Organism: Laccaria bicolor S238N-H82
Lineage: Eukaryota; Fungi; Basidiomycota; Agaricomycetes; Agaricales; Hydnangiaceae
Exons: 4
Coding region: 1-327 (108 amino acids)
Source: RefSeq, a predicted model, not a curated record